AUGGCGACGCCCGACAUCAACGCCAUUCUGGCGGCGCUUGCUGCCCGCCCUGCGACUACAACUCCCUCACAGACGCCGCAGCAAGCCGCGCCGCCGCAGAUGCCGCCUCUACAAGGCCUGCCUCCAGGCUUUCCCGGAGCGCUGUCAACUGCAACGCCGCCCACUAACUACGGCUUUCCCCCUCCGACGAACCAAGGACAAAUUGACUUGAGUGCCAUCAAACCUAGUAGCUCGGGUUCUGUCAGCAUACAGGACGCGCUCGCAAAGGCGCGUGGGUUUGCGGCGCAAAAGGGCCUGAGCUACGAACCGCGUCCAGGUAGCUUCGACAUGCAUCACUCUGCAGCGCCUCCAUCGACUUACGCAGCAGCAGCUCAUCAAGAUGAUCCUCGUUUGCGCGGUCGUGACUUCCGAGACCGGUCCCGCUCACGGUCGCCGCAGCGUGAUAACAUGCGUGAUAGUUACAAUCCGUACCGAGAGGAGCGACGGGGUCAUGGUUAUCGUGAGCGCUCUCGCUCCCCCCCUAGACGCAAUCAAUUCUCUCCUCAACCCCGCGGAUAUGGCGGUCGUGAUCGCACUCCACCUCAGAAUGACAAUUCCGAAGUGAUUCUCAUUGAUUCGUCUUUGGUUGGUCUUGUGAUCGGACGCCAGGGCGAAAGCCUGCGUCGCAUCGAACAGGAGUCAGGUACUAGGAUCCAGUUCAUCAAUGGCCCCAACACCGGGCCCACUCGUGAGUGUCGCAUUACUGGCGGUCCAGGUGCCCGUAUCACCGCGAAGCGCGAGAUCAAUCGCAUCAUUGAAGAAAAUGGUGGUAAUCCUGCCCGUGAAACCGGCCGUAAUGCGCGCGCCGGCGUUGCCGUGAAAGCUGCUUCAGAUCAGCCUGCUCUGCGCGAUGGCGAGGAGCAAUCCCAGAUCAUGGUUCCUGAUCGUACUGUCGGUUUGAUCAUUGGUCGUGGAGGUGAGACUAUCCGUGACCUCCAAGAACGAAGUGGCUGCCAUGUCAACAUUGUCGGUGAAAACAAGAGCGUGAACGGACUGCGCCCUGUGAACCUCAUCGGUAGUGCCACCGCUGCCGCCAAAGCAAGAGAGCUCAUCAUGGAGAUUGUCGACAGUGACACCCGGGGUAAUGACGGACCCCCUGCACAGCAACAUCCGCAGCCCAAUAGGCGUGACAACUUCGACCCGUACAGUGGUGGCGCCGGGAAGAUAAAUGAUAGCGUCACUGUCCCUUCAGACGCAGUUGGCAUGAUCAUUGGCAAAGGUGGUGAGACUAUCAAGGACAUGCAAGCCACUACAGGAUGCAAGAUCAACGUCUCACAAGCCAGCGGUGCCGAUAUCGAGCGUGAGAUAGGACUCGUCGGUACUCGUCAAGCCAUCGAAGACGCAAAGCGCGCCAUCUGGGAGAAGGUGGAUCAAGUCAAAGAGAAGAAUGCCGGUAGACGUGGUGGUGGUGGCGGCGGCGGCGGUGGCGGCCGUGACAAUGGCAGCUAUAAUGACUACUCACACCAGCAGCAAUCCUAUGGACAGCCCGCCAGUCAAUCAAGUGCACCUCAACAAGCAGCCCAAGGCGAUGGUGCAGCUGUUGACCCAUAUGCCGCAUAUGGUGGUUAUCAAAACUACCUGAACCUGUGGUACUCGUCAUUAGGUUACCAAGCGCAACAGCCCGGUCAAGCGCCUCCCGGUGCCUAG
This is a messenger RNA of Didymosphaeria variabile, 1686 nucleotides long. RefSeq lists its product as uncharacterized. Gene Ontology annotation, molecular function: mRNA binding. Gene Ontology annotation, biological process: regulation of gene expression. NCBI's taxonomy places the organism in Eukaryota, Fungi, Ascomycota, Dothideomycetes, Pleosporales, Didymosphaeriaceae. The record is from RefSeq and is a predicted model, not a curated record. The transcript has 4 exons. The coding region runs from base 1 to 1686 and encodes 561 amino acids. Gene Ontology annotation, cellular component: nucleus; cytoplasm.